AUGGCUUCACCUAAUGGUUUUUUUAACCUAUUUUCUGGCUGCUGGUGCUGUUACUUUGGGAAUUGGUUUCUUUGCUUUGGCAUCAGCUUUGUGGUUCCUGAUUUGCAAACGAAGAGAAAUAUUUCAAGAUUCCAAAUUUAAAACAAUUGAUGAGAGAUGCAGACAAAGACCAUCAAAGGCAAAGAUUAAAUCUCAUUCUCAGUGUGUUUUUAUUUCUCGAAAUUUUCAUACUGGAAAUUUCCAAUUACAGGAGGAGCAAAGAAAAAAGGAAACAGCACAUAUAAAAGCAAUUAAAGAUUAUUCUAAAGAUGAAUUCUGCCUUGCAACAAAAAAGGUCAUUUGUGACCCCUCAGAGACUAGCUCGGCAACAAAUCCCAGCAGUGUUACCUUAAGCUUAUCAACGUUACCAUCUGAUUCUUAUUACAGCCAAAGUAUAGAAGUAGCUGAUGACUGGUUUUCUGAUGACUCCCUAGUGAAAAAGAGCCCUCCAAUGCCUUUUCUCAGGGAGCCUGUAAUGGAGAAAGUAUUUUCAUACUUGUCAACCAUUCCAUUAGAAGAGAAUGUACUGGAAAUGUACUAAAUAUGACACUUUAUGAUGAUCAAAAAGAUGACAACAUUAAGGGAAUAUUUACACGAAGAAACACAGAGGUUGAAAUAAAAAACCUUCAACAUAAUAUUGAAUGACUUUUUUCUUUUGAAACUUUGUGUACACUGAAAUCAUGUAAAGUUAAAACUGAAUUACCAGCUUCUGAGUCUCUUAACAUG
Messenger RNA from Kogia breviceps (pygmy sperm whale), 765 nucleotides. NCBI's taxonomy places the organism in Eukaryota, Metazoa, Chordata, Mammalia, Artiodactyla, Physeteridae. The record is from RefSeq and is a predicted model, not a curated record.